This is a messenger RNA of Suricata suricatta (meerkat), 2073 nucleotides long. RefSeq names its product speedy protein E4A-like. The transcript is spliced from 7 exons. Lineage: Eukaryota; Metazoa; Chordata; Mammalia; Carnivora; Herpestidae. The coding region runs from base 980 to 1699 and encodes 239 amino acids. The record is from RefSeq and is a predicted model, not a curated record. Gene Ontology annotation, molecular function: protein kinase binding. Gene Ontology annotation, biological process: positive regulation of cyclin-dependent protein serine/threonine kinase activity.
CCAUUGUGUCUCUUGCUCCCAGGAGAGGGCUCUUGAGGACAAGACAAGGCGAACUUAUAUCAUGGGAUUAUUACACACGAGUUCAGACUUGAAGAUGAGGGACCACACCUCACUAUGGCUUGCGACUUUGUAGUAUUGGCCAGGAUUUUGCAUGAUCAUCUCCCAUGAUGCUCAGAUGCUCAGUCUCAGGCCAUGGUGUUUGGAAGAAAUCAGUGAUUUUUCAGCAUGUUGGAAGCUCCAUGGAAUAGGAGCCCUCUGACGUCCAGUUCUGCCUUUUCAGAGGCUGUCCCUGAGCAGAGAGCCAGAACAAUGAGAGGCCAGAAGAAGAAGAGAUUGAUGGAUGUCAAGGCAGGGGCCCAGGAGAGAAGCGCUCUGGCCUCCAAUUCGGCCACCACAGAAGCUCUCUCUGAGCUGAAGUCCUGGAAGAAGAGGGGGCAGAGGAAGAACAUAUGGACCGUCAAUCAUGUUGAGGGAACAAAACUCAAGAUGAACAAGAGGAGAAGAUCCAGUUACCGCCCUGAAGACCAAGAAGCAUUCUUCCGACUUCUGGGUGUGUGCUGUGGGCUGAUGGAAGGAGCAUUCAGGGCCCAGCGAGGCUGAGAAUUGUGUGGGAGGCAGCAACUCUGGGAUCAUGCUCAAACCUCCCCCGGUGCCAAGCUCCAAGGUGUCCAGGCGGUGUGGACAAGAGCGACCCUGCUUCUUCUGGGAAGUUGGCAGGGUUUUCCUGAGACAAGUUCUUGGAGGGAGAGGAUGGAGGCUCACCCAGGAGACUGCUCAACUGUCAAGACAUGUCUCAACCAACCAAGGGGUGCAUGCUCUGCCUACUGAGAUACAUUCAUGUGUUCCCUCCAAGUGAGAUUGUAGAGAUUAGUGAUGAAAAGGCAGCCUAGAUCUUGCUGUCUUUGCAUUCAAGAUCUGGGGAGACAAAAAAACAACCCCAUACAGAAAUAAGCUGCUCUCAGCAAAGACAAAUGCAAAGAUGGAAAUUUUUUCAAAGAGGAUCCCAUCAUCCAGAGCUUCCUGGAAGCUGACAUUUUCCUCAAAGUGUCUGAUAAAGUAUCUGCAGCCCCAAAAUGAGGAAGGACCAAGGGGUCUGCAGAGUCCCCAACCCCAUGAGGCAAGAACAGAGCCAGAUUUCUGCCCAGGCAGAAGCCCCGGAGAGACCUGCUCUCAGUGCCAGAGAAGGGAAGGACACGCUGCCUGCAGCCUGCCCUGCCCACUGGAAUCUCCUGUUGGCCUUCCCGUCAGCUCCCCUCCACAUGCCAAAGACCCUCAGCAGAGCACCCCCCCCCAGAGUUUCCCACUAUGGCCCUUGGAUGGGGUAGGACCCAUGGCCCCAGCAGGACACUCUCACCCUUGUACUCGCCUCUCACCUGCCUUCUCCUUCACACAGUACCUGCUUUCCGUGGUGUCGGGCUGCCUGGCCACCUGUACAAUAGGAUCCACUUCUUCCUGGCCCUGCAGCUACAUUGCCUCUGACAUGGAGGAGGACAACCCCACGUCCAAACAGAGCAUCUUCCAGUUCCUGCUGGGCAGGGAGCACUGGCCAGACCUAUACAAGGAGUUCCUGAAGUUGAAAGUGGAGUUCUUCCGUGCAAUGGGGCACCGAGCCUGGGUCACCCCGGAGUUGUGUGAGGAGAUCCAGGCCCAGAACCCACAUCACUGGGUCUGGAGUCGGGAGCACCAGUGCGCCCCCUAGGUCCCCAGAGAACAGAGCGGGGGCUGCUGCAGGGUUGGACAGCCCCUACCCUCUAUGUCCUUGCAGUCACCUCCUGGGCUGGAGUGAAGAGGAAGUAGCACAGGAUCCCAGAAUGCCUAUUAGCAUAGUAAAGGCUCUGAGAACUCCUGGGGUAAAGAAAGUAGUUACCUGUUUGUAUCAAAACUCUCCAAAUGAUUUGAUUAUGGAAUCACACUUGCAACACAAGAUCCCAGUUUGCAUAUCAAAAACAAUGUUUUAGGAAAACUCCUGGAAAUACUGAUCUAAGCAAUGAAAACCUCUGCAAGUUUUGAUCUGAGUUGAAAAUUUUUAAACAUAAAUAAAUGGAAGCCACUGAAGUCAUCCUUUCUGGAAAA